This is a messenger RNA of Clupea harengus (Atlantic herring), 2291 nucleotides long. RefSeq names its product adenosine receptor A1-like. The record is from RefSeq and is a predicted model, not a curated record. Gene Ontology annotation, molecular function: G protein-coupled adenosine receptor activity. Gene Ontology annotation, biological process: G protein-coupled adenosine receptor signaling pathway. Gene Ontology annotation, cellular component: synapse; plasma membrane; dendrite. NCBI's taxonomy places the organism in Eukaryota, Metazoa, Chordata, Actinopteri, Clupeiformes, Clupeidae.
CCAGAGUGAUCAACCACAGUAAGGAGGUGCUCUAGAUGUGAGGGUUUCAUUUAGGGUAUUUGUUUUUAGAAAUUGGAGGUGUUCCUGUUGCUCAGGAAAUGCAUGCAUAUCUGUGAGUGGCAUCAGUAGAGCUUUAGCCUCUGUUACAAAAGGAGGUUUGUGAGAGGGUUUCAUUCAGGGUAUUUGUAAUUAGAAAUUGCUCUAGCAGAAUUGCCAUGGAGAGCCUCAAGGUGCUCUACACAGUACUGGAGGUGCUGAUCGCUGUGGCAUGUUGCCUUGGCAACCUGAUGGUGAUCUGGGCAGUGUGGACGUGUGGUGCCAUGCGUCGGCAGCCCACCUUCUGCUUCAUCGUCUCUCUGGCCGUAGCCGACUUCCUGGUGGGGGCGGUGGCUGUACCUGUGGCGGUUCUGGUGGACGGCCAGGUCAUAACCUCAUUCAACGGCUGCCUGUUCCUCAGUUGUAUGUUGAUUGUUCUGACCCAAGCUUCUGUUCAUUCCUUGUUGGCUAUCGCCCUGGACCGGUUCCUGCGUGUCUACAUCCCACUCAGGUAUAAGAGCACUGUGACACAGAUUCGCUCCUGGUCUGUAGUGGGAGCCUGCUGGGUCUCUGCAAGUAUUUUAGGCUUCGUUCCCAUGUUUGGAUGGCAUCGCCAAGACACUCUAGCACAGAUGGAGGAUUCUAACUCCACAACCAUCACUUGUACGUUUCUGGCAGUAAUUCCAAUGUCCUACAUGGUCAACUUCAACUUCCUCACCUGCAUACUGCCACCCAUGCUACUGAUGCUGGUGUUGUACCUCUGCAUCUUCAUGAGGAUCCACCAGCAGCUGAGAGGAGGUGGGGUGAGUGGCAGUGGGUCUCAUUCCUACUACCAUAAGGAGUGGAGAUUGGCUCGAUCCCUACUUCUUAUCCUGGUGUUGUUUGCGGUCUGCUGGCUACCUCUGCACUUCAUGAACGUUGCCUCUCUCUAUGGGCCGCCAUUAACAGUUCCCCAUCAAGCUUUCUAUGUCGGCAUUCUGCUCUCUCAUGCAAACUCAGCUGUUAACCCUGUUGUGUAUGCACUGAAGAUCCACAAGAUUAAACAUGCUUUCAAGACGAUGUGGGGGAGGUACAUGCUUUGCAAAGAGGACCAAGAGACUACAAGGAGCAGCCAGACCACAGAAAAUAUCAACAGCAUCACCACCACCAACAGAAAUGAACAAAAUAUCAGGGUGUAGUGUCUGAAAUAUCUCCAUCAAUAUCUCCAAAUAACUCCAUUUUAUUGAAACAAAAAUCACAUAUCAUUGUGAAAAAUAUAGUGUGAAAUUAACUAAUAGAGUUAAAUUUAACACUCUAUAGAUACCAUUUGGCACCAUUUCACAGAAUGCGAAAGUUACUCUGCACAACAUAUAAUUCACGCUCACAUUACAUUUAACACUGAGGAUUAUUUACAUACUUUAGUGACAUUCAACUCUUUUUACAUGCUAGGGAGUUGAAGUUUUCACACUUUCUUGGUAUCAUUUCACAUUCACUGUUAGUUCCUUUACUGGUGAUAAUUUACUCUGUAAACUGAUCUGAAUCUGAUAGGGUUUUUUAGUGUGUUUCUCCAUGAAAAGCUGACUUCUUGUGACUUGGCAAGAACUAGAGCGUACUUAAAGGGGAGCGCACGAGGAAGUGGAUCCCAACAUGGACAUAGAAGUGAUUGUUUUUUCAACAACAUUUGAAUGAGUCGACAUGUUUUUUUUUGCAAAACAAUUACAUUGCAAGUUUCUGUUCAUUGUUUUGCAUCAUGGAAAGUUAUCCACACACACGUGAACACACAAUUCUUCCUGUCCUUGAUGUGUUCUCCUGCCAGGGGAUUUUUUAACUAUUUUAAAUGUUUUAAUUGUUAACAAGUUGACUGAAUCACAUGUCUUGAACACAUUAUACAACCUAGGAUAGUUUCCAUGUAUAAGAUUACCCAAUAUAAUGGAUAAUCUGCUCAUACUUCACUGAUAUUUCUUUCUGGCUUUUUGGGAAAUAGCUUUUUGAAUAUAGAUCAGUCUGUCUAUUCAUAUGUGCAAUUGAAUCACUGAUAUUUUCAUGGCACAUCACAAGUCUGCCACUGCUGUUUUCAGAGUAUUCUCCCUCUAUAAGGUCCUAGAAUUCAUUUUACAUGGAUUAUACAAAACUGUGUAGAUUAGCGACUCCACUCAAGAAUAGCCAUCAGACCUGAUAAAUUGAACCUGCUUCCCCACACCUCACAUAUUGCUAAGAGCUGACUGCAUAUUUUAGGAUGUGGUCUGAUGUGGUGUGAAAAUAGGAAAAGAAACAAG